Messenger RNA from Diaporthe amygdali, 4698 nucleotides. RefSeq names its product polya nuclease. Gene Ontology annotation, biological process: endosomal transport; endocytosis. Gene Ontology annotation, molecular function: calcium ion binding; protein binding. Bases 1 to 4698 code for a protein of 1565 amino acids. Gene Ontology annotation, cellular component: cytoplasm; plasma membrane. NCBI's taxonomy places the organism in Eukaryota, Fungi, Ascomycota, Sordariomycetes, Diaporthales, Diaporthaceae. The record is from RefSeq and is a predicted model, not a curated record. The transcript is spliced from 4 exons.
AUGUACUCCCAAUCCAAUUCCUUCCUCGGCGGAGGAAAUAGUUUCCGCCCUGGCUCGCAGCCCCAGCCACAAUACGGGAACUCGUUUGGGCAGCCUGGGCAGCAACCCGGACAGCAGCAGCCGAGUCCGUUCGCUCCUCAGCCCACCGGUUACGGUCAACCCCAGGCUCCUCUUCAACAACAGUAUACCGGAUACCCCGGCCUGCAGCAACCGCAGCCUCAAGCUCCCGGCCAGCUUCAGCCCCAGUUCACCGGCUUCCCCGGCCAGGCUGCUCCUCAGCAGCAGCCCUUCCAGACCGGCGCCCCGCCGCCUAUGCCUGCUAUCCCACAGCAGUUUCAGCAGCAGUUUCAACAGCAGCAGCAGCAACAGCAACAGCAGCCUCCGAGUUCCUUCAAUGCCACUCCCACCCAACUCCCCCAGCAGCAAACUGCUGCUCAGCAGCCGCCGCCGACCCCCAUGAAGCCCCAGCCGACUGGGUUCAGCCAGAUGGCUGCAUCCUUCCGGACUGGCGGCGCCUCGGCGGCGGCUCCUAGCAGCGCACCGGCGCCCAAGUCGAACAAGAUACCUAACAUCCGACUCAGCUUCAUCACGGCGGCUGAUCAAGUCAAGUUCGAGACGCUGUUCAAGUCGGCAGUGGGCGACAACGACACCACCAUGUCGGGCGAGAAGGCAAGGGACUUGCUCAUGCGAUCCAGGCUGGACGGAGACGCACUAUCACAUAUCUGGACUUUGGCAGACACCACACGUUCCGGACAGCUUCACUUUCCCGAGUUCGCUCUGGCUAUGUACCUCUGCAACCUAAAAAUGACUGGGCGACAACUUCCUCCACAGCUUCCCGAUGUUAUCAAGAAUGAAGUCUCUAGUAUGGUCGACAUAAUCAACUUCAACACGGCGGAGGAGGCGGCGAACGGCGGAGCACGACAGAAUACUGCGACGCCGCCCACGAUUCAGGCGCCACAACCACAAGCGUCCAACUCCCAGCUGCUGCAGGCUCAGAUGACGGGUUUCCCUCAGCAACAGCAGCCCCAGCAGACCGGGUUCAUGGCACAGCCCACGGGCCUCCAGCCCCAGCAGACCGGGUUUCCUGGAGCUCCUCAGGCCACGGGCUACAACGGGCCGAGGCCGCCCAUGCCUCCGAUGCCCACUGGAUAUGGGUCGAACUUGUCGCCCGGCGGUAUGGCAGCGCCUUUGAAUGCGCAGCCCACGGGGAUGCCAGGCCAAUGGGGCCUUGUGAACGCUCCAGCUUCUGGGCUGCCGAACAUUGACGCCCUGCAAGCGAGGAUGAUGCCACAGCAAGGACGUGAGCAGCAGAACUUCACAACUGCGGGCCUACAAGGCAAUGCUGUGAUUCCGUGGGCUAUCACCAAGGAAGAAAAGAGGCGAUACGACCAGUUGUUCAACGCCUGGGAUGGUCUCCACAAGGGCUUUAUUGGCGGUGACGCAGCUAUUGAGAUUUUUGGCCAGAGUGGGCUCGAGAAGCCUGAUCUGGAACGUGUUUGGACCCUCGCGGACCAUGGCAAUAAAGGCAGGCUGAAUUUGGACGAGUUCGCCGUCGCCAUGCACUUGAUCUACCGCAAACUGAACGGGUAUCCCCUGCCAAAUCAGCUUCCUCCGGAGCUUGUGCCGCCGUCAACCAAAAAUUUCAACCAAUCUAUCGGCACACUCAAGAACAUGUUGAAUGACGAAUCCGAGUUCCGAAAGAACUCUGGCGCCGCACUGCUCCCGCAAAAGACGGGUGUUAGCUAUCUCAAGACGCACUCCUUCCGUGGUGCUGGGGGCGGCUUUGGUGGUGGACGCAAGGAUGCUACUGUCUUCAAAAAUAACGAUGAAGCUGUCGGCUACCGAUCUAGCGCACGUCGUAGAAUGGGAGGCGGCUCAUCUCCUCGGCCGGAGUCACCGGCGUCUGUGGGGUCUAACGAGGAAUUGUCGCUUGAUCAGCUCCGCAAGAAGUUACGAGAGAAGCAGGUCAUUCUGGACUCAUUGGACUUCAAGGACGAGAAGAACAUGGAAGAGGAUGACGUUCUAGAUCGGAGAGACCGUCGUGAGGCUGAUGAGCUCUACCGUCGCAUUCGCAGAACGCAAGAGGACAUUGAUGCCCACCCUGAUGCCCAAGCCGUCGGCGGAGACUCUGAAGCGGAAAGGAGGGCUCUCAAGCGUCAACUCCAGAACUUCACCGACAAAAUUCCUGAUCUCGCAUCACAGGUCAGGAAGACUGAAAAGGCCAUCGCUGAUGCACGUCUUGAAUUGUUCCGCUUGAAGGAUGCCAAGGCACACCCAGGCAGCGCCAGCAAUAUAGUCGGCACCGGUCCUGGAGGUGCCAUCACCGAAUCUGACAGACUCAAGGCCCGUGCAAAGGCCAUGAUGCAGCAACGUACGGCAGCACUCACGGGCAAGAAGAUCGACACUGCCGCCGAUGAUGGAGAUGCACCCAAGCGUUUGGAAGAGGAGAACCUCAAAAUCCGUACUGAAAAAGAGAACAAUGAGCGCAUGGUCCGCGACGUGGAAGACAGUGUUCGCGACUUCGCCAAGGGGCUCGAGGACGCCCUCAAAGAGGGUGCACCGAGUGCCUCGAAUGAGCACGAAAAGCGCAGAUGGGAAGAUGCUCUCGGCGUGGAAGACGAGGUCAGAGAUUUCAUCUUUGACCUUCAGCGGGAGAGCAGGUCAGCACGUGUGCGUAACCAGGACCGCCGCAGGGAGGCGCCUGCUUCUAGCCAACCCGUUCGUACUGCUGAGCCAGCGGCCCCUGUUGAGAGUCCAAGCGCGGCUUCUCGGACUGCUACACCGACUGCUGGAGGAUCGUACUCGGCCUACAAGACCCCAGAGGAGCGAGCCGCGUUCAUCAGACAGCAAGCUGAGCAACGUAUGGCUGAGCGUCUGGCAGCCCUUGGGAUCAAGGCCCCAUCGAAGCCGGGCGAGACUGCUGCCCAGCGGAUGGAGCGUGAGCGUGCCGAACGGGCCGCGAAGCUCAAGCAAGCUGAGGAAGAGGAUGCCCGCCGAGAUGCAGAGCGUCAAGCUCGGCUCGACCAGGAGAUGGGCGUGCCAACUCCCAAGUCCGACGGCAAGAAGGCCCCACCAGCGCCUCCCAGCAGGAAGGCUGCACCGAAACAGGAUGAUGGUGCUGCUCGGCGAGCUGAGGAAGACGCUGCCAACAAGAAGGCUGAGGAGGAGCGUCUUGAGCAGGAGCGCCAGCAGGAGAUUGAAGAGAGGCAAGGACUUGAACAACAAGCGGCGGAACAAGAAGACGAUCUUGCCCGGGAGCGGGCCGCUGCCGAUGCCCGGCUCAAAGCCCUUGAGGAGCAAGUCCGUCAAGGCAAGCUCAAGAAGGACGAAGAGAAGCGCAAGAAGAAGGCCGCACUUGCCGAGGCCAAGGAGAAGGAGGCUCAGCUUGCGGCCAGACGUGCCGAGAUCGAAGCAGCCCGCAAGCGCGAAGAAGAGCUUCAGCGCCAACUCCAGGCCAUGGACGACGACGACAGCUCUUCUGACGACGAUGACAAUCCUCAGCAGAUCACGCCUCAAGCGUCGACUCCCACUGUCGCCAGUCAAGAGUUGGAGCCUAAGGCCACACCGCCAGGCGUGCCUGCUGUUCCUGUGGUCAGCCCUCCCACGGACUCAGAGAGUCGCAACCCAUACUUCAAGAUGAUGACACAGCCAUCCGACUCAACCGCGGCAUCUCCUGCCGCCCCGCCGCCGCCGCCGCCCCCGGCGGAGGCCCCAUCUGCACCUGUGGAAUCCACCAAUCCCUUCCACCGGAUGACCCAGGAGGCUAAGUCUGCGGCCCCUGCUGAGCCGCCUAAGCCCUUCAUUCGCACACGCGCCGAUAGUGACGACUGGGGAAGUGACAAUGACAAGGACGACGAUGAUUCAGAUGACGACGACAGGCCAGGCCAGGGCGCUGCGGCACUGGCGUCGAUCCUCUUCGGCACCAUGGGCCCUCCUCGGCCGCUGUCUGCUAUGGGUGACAAGUCGGGUGCCUCUCCGGCCCAGAGCUCUCCAAUCGCUCCACCACCUCCUCCUCCACCAGCCUCGGAUCCGGCGCCCGAGACGACCGACUUGCCCGCACCACCUGCGCCGCCACCACCACCCCCGAUGCCUGCUGUCGCAAGCCCCGAACCAAGCGGUGCCCCAUCCGCACCUCCGCCGCCGCCACCCCCUCCGCCAGCGGCAGGUGGUGCUCCGCCGCCUCCCCCUGGGCCGCCGCCUCCUCCUGGACCGCCGCCUCCUCCUGUCCCAGGAAUGGGACCUCCGCCACCUCCGCCACCACCAGCCGGUGGCCCUCCACCGCCGGCUCCCUCAGGUGGGCGACCAGCCGGGUUCCUUGGUGAGAUCCAGGCGGGUAGGUCGUUGAAGAAAACUACGACAAAGGACAAGAGCCAGGCGGCUAAGGUGACCUUCAAGAGCUCAGAGUACAGUGAGGACAUGGACGGUGGUAAGGCUGUCGAGAUUGAGGAUUAUCUUGAUUGUGUAGAUGAGGCCAGAAGGUUGUCUGGAGGCAGUGAGGAGGUUGUUGACGUCGGCAAGUACCUCGCCUGUGUUGACAAGACGAGGGAACUGGUCGACGACAAACAUGAAGCGGUCCACCGUGAGGCUCAGGAAGAGAGGCCUCGCCUGUCAUCGACGGGAGACACUCUCAGCAUGGCCUUGCUUAGAUUCUGUGGCAAACACGGGAUCGAGAAGGAGGGUUGGAAGAUGCAGAAAUAG